AUGGGAAACUAUAAAUCUAGACCAACCCAAACUUGCACUGAUGAAUGGAAGAAGAAAGUUAGUGAAUCAUAUGCUAUAAUCAUAGAACGAUUAGAAGAUGACCUUCAAAUCAAAGAAAAGGAGCUGGCGGAACUGAAGCAUGUUUUUAGCUCUGAUGAAGCCUUCUGCAAAGUCAAUUUAAAUUACCGCACAGACAAUGGGCUCUCUCUUCUUCAUUUAUGUUGCAUAUGUGGAGGUAACAAAUCACACAUUAGAACUCUUAUGCUAAAAGGACUGCGCCCAUCCAGAUUAACAAGAAAUGGAUUUACAGCUCUGCACUUGGCAGCUUAUAAGGACAACGCAGAACUUUUAACUGCGCUGCUGCAUGGUGGAGCUGACAUUCAGCAAGUCGGGUAUGGAGCUUUGACAGCCCUUCACAUCGCCACAAUCGCCGGCCACCAUAAGGCUGUUGAUAUUCUUUUGCAGCAUGGAGCUUAUGUGAAUGUUCAGGAUGCAGUUUUUUUCACCCCGUUGCAUAUUGCUGCCUAUUAUGGCCAUGAACAGGUGACCCACCUCUUACUAAAGUUCGGAGCUGAUGUGAAUGCAAGUGGUGAAGUUGGAGACAGACCUCUCCAUUUGGCUUCUGCCAAAGGCUUUCUCAACAUAACAAAGCUCUUGAUGGAAGAGGGAAGCAAAGCUGAUGUGAAUGCUCAGGACAAUGAAGAUCACGUUCCUCUGCACUUCUGCUGCCGAUUUGGACACCAUGAAAUUGUAAAGUUCCUACUGCAGAGCAGCUUUGAAGUUCAGCCCCAUGUGGUGAACAUCUAUGGAGACACACCUUUACACCUUGCGUGUUACAGUGGCAAGUUUGAAGUUGUCAAGGAAAUAAUUCAGCUCUCAGGAACAGAAAGUCUCACUAAGGAAAAUAUAUUCAGUGAAACGGCUUUCCACAGUGCUUGCACCUAUGGAAAGAACAUAGAACUUGUAAAAUUUCUUCUUGACCAGAACAUUGUAAGCAUCAAUCACCAGGGAAGGGAUGGACACACAGGAUUACACUGUGCUUGCUACCAUGGUCAUAUUCGACUUGUACAGUUUUUACUGGACAAUGGAGCCGAUAUGAAUCUUGUAGCUUGUGAUCCCAGCAGAUCCAGUGGAGAAAAGGAUGAGCAGACCUGUUUGAUGUGGGCUUACGAGAAAGGUCACGAUGCCAUUGUGACCCUUCUGAAGCACUAUAAGAGGCCUCAGGAUGAAUCGCCCUGUAAUGAAUACUCACAGCCUGGAGGAGAUGGUUCUUAUGUGUCAAUUCCAUCCCCACUAGGAAGGAUUAAAAGCAUGACUAAAGAAAAGGCAGAUGUUCUUCUCCUCCGUGCUGGUUUGCCGUCACAUUUCCAUCUUCAGCUCUCUGAAAUAGAAUUCCAUGAGAUUAUCGGCUCAGGGUCUUUUGGAAAAGUAUAUAAGGGGCGAUGCAGGAACAAAAUUGUUGCAAUCAAACGCUAUCGAGCCAACACCUACUGCUCCAAAUCUGAUGUGGACAUGUUCUGCCGUGAAGUUUCCAUUCUCUGCCGACUGAAUCACCCCUGUGUCAUCCAGUUUGUGGGAGCUUGCUUAGAUGACCCAAGCCAGUUUGCUAUAGUCACUCAGUAUAUUUCUGGAGGAUCGCUCUUCUCCCUGCUUCAUGAACAGAAGAGAACUCUUGAUCUGCAGUCUAAAUUAAUCAUUGCUGUAGAUGUUGCCAAAGGCAUGGAGUACCUCCACAAUCUCACGCAACCAAUCAUACAUCGUGAUUUGAACAGUCACAAUAUUCUCCUGUAUGAGGAUGGUCAUGCAGUUGUUGCUGAUUUUGGAGAAUCUAGAUUUUUGCAGUCCCUGGAUGAAGACAAUAUGACAAAACAACCUGGGAACCUCCGCUGGAUGGCCCCCGAGGUGUUCACUCAGUGUACAAGGUACACCAUAAAAGCCGAUGUUUUCAGCUACGCUUUGUGCCUCUGGGAGCUCUUAACAGGGGAAAUUCCAUUUGCUCACCUGAAACCAGCGGCGGCGGCGGCCGACAUGGCGUACCACCACCUCCGCCCGCCCCUGGGGUACUCGGUCCCCCAGCCCAUCUCCGCCCUGCUGAUGAGGGGCUGGAACGCCUGUCCCGAGGGGAGACCAGAGUUUUCAGAAGUUGUCACAAAAUUAGAAGAAUGUCUAUGCAAUAUCGAGUUAAUGUCUCCAGCCUCCAGCAACAGCAGCGGUUCUCUGUCCCCCUCCUCAUCGUCGGACUGCCUCGCUGCACGAGGUGGCCCUGGCCGCAGCCACGUCGCAGCGCUACGUAGCCGGUUUGAACUGGAGUACGCCCUGAACGCGCGAGCCUACGCCGUCUGGUCACAGAGCACUGGGCAACACCCUUCUCAGGGUCUGUCGUUGGAUGACAUGAGAAGAAACUUCCAGUACCCACCAAUUGACAAAAACGGCUACGUGUCGGAUCCCAUGAGCACCAUGAGGUUCCACUCCUGCAGCAGCAGCAGCAGCUUUGAGGAAAGCCACUGA
Tyto alba (common barn owl) is the source of this 2508-nucleotide messenger RNA. RefSeq names its product TNNI3 interacting kinase (gene TNNI3K). Gene Ontology annotation, molecular function: ATP binding; protein kinase activity; RNA polymerase II-specific DNA-binding transcription factor binding. Lineage: Eukaryota; Metazoa; Chordata; Aves; Strigiformes; Tytonidae. Gene Ontology annotation, cellular component: nucleus. The transcript is spliced from 25 exons. The coding region runs from base 1 to 2508 and encodes 835 amino acids. The record is from RefSeq and is a predicted model, not a curated record. Gene Ontology annotation, biological process: protein phosphorylation; regulation of transcription by RNA polymerase II.